AUGCCAGACUGCAGUGCCUCUAGUGCCCCUAUUGCCCGCAGUGCCUCUGCCCCUCUAGUGCCUCCAUGCCUCCAGUGCCUCUGUCCCCCUAGUGCCUCCAGUGCCUCUGUCCCCCUAGUGCCUCCAUGCCCCCAGUGCCUCAGUCCCCCUAGUGCCUCCAGUGCCUCAGUCCCCCUAGUGCCCCCAGUGCCUCAGUCCCCCAUCCCUCCAGUCCCUGCCCCCCUGGCCCAGUGCCUCAUUUUCCCCCUGGGCCUCCAGUGUUUUGGGCCCCCUGUGCCCCCAUCCCUUGCCCCCCUAGUGCCCCCAGUCCCCAUUUCCCCAGUGCCCCAGUGCCUCUGCCCCCCUAGUGCCCCCAGUCCCUCGUCCCCUAGUCCCCUCCAGUGCCUCAGCCCCCUAGGCCCCCAGGCCUCAGUCCCCUAG
Molecule: messenger RNA, 420 nt
Organism: Penaeus monodon (black tiger shrimp)
Lineage: Eukaryota; Metazoa; Arthropoda; Malacostraca; Decapoda; Penaeidae
Product: vegetative cell wall protein gp1-like
Exons: 4
Coding region: 1-420 (139 amino acids)
Source: RefSeq, a predicted model, not a curated record